CCCCCGCGCGCCGCAGACCCGGCUGGAGCGUCUCCGCCGUGGCGGUGGCGGUGGCCGUUACCCUUGCUUGUGCGCGGCUCUGGCGGCGGCCGGUGCUCUCCGGGCUCGCAGAGGGCAGCGGGCCGCCCCUCGCCCGUGGCCGCCUCGAGCAGUCACAGCUGGGACUGGGAGGCGAGGCGGCGGCGGGUUGUGCUCGGCCCUCCUCCUUGCCUCCAGCCCCGGGCGACUGCGGACUCCGGGCAGCCCCCGGGCGGCGGCCGAGGCAGCAGAGCCGACGGCGGGGGAUGGCGAGAUAGCGGCGCGGGAGCGGCCCGACUGAAGACAUUGCACGGAUGGUGGACAUUUCCUUAUGUUUGAGACAACCAUCCUGCAUGGUGGACAGUAAAAGAAUGAGGAUAACUUCAAAUUUCCGGUGGCUCUUACCAGCAUUUUUUCUUCUACACUUAAUGAAUCAAGUAAAUAGCCAGAAAAAGGGGGCUCCUCCUGACUUGAAGUGUAUAACUAACAAUUUACAAGUGUGGGACUGUUCUUGGAAAGCACCCUCCGGAGCGGGCCGUGGUUCUGUUUAUGAAGUUUGCAUUGAAAACAGGUCCCAUUCUUGCUAUCAAUUGGGGAAAACAAAUACUAAAAUCCCAACGCUUUUACCUGGUGAUCAUGAAAUAACGAUAAACCCUCUACAUGAUUUUGGAAGUUCUAUAAGUAAAUUCAUACUAAAUGAGAAAAAUGUUUCCUUCAUCCCAGACACUCCAGAGAUCUUGAAUUUGUCUGCUGAUUUCCCAACUUCUACAUUACACCUAACGUGGAAUGAUAAGGGUUCUGUUUUUCUACACCAGUCAAAUGUCAUUUGGGAAAUUAAAAUUCUACGUAAAGAGAAUGUGGAAGUCAUAAAAUUACUGACCUACAACACAACUCUGAACGGUAAGGAUACAGUUCAUCGCUGGAGCUGGACCUCCGACAUGCCCUUGGAGUGCACCACUCACUAUGUGGGAAUUAGAUGCUACAUUGAUGAUUCUCAUUUCUCUGGUCGCAAAGAGUGGAGUGACUGGAGCCCACUGAAGAACAUUUCUUGGUCUUUUGAUCCUGAUUAUCAGGGUAACGUUUUUCCUCAAGACAAAGUGAUACUUGUGGGCUCAGCUAUAACAGUUUGUUGUGUGACUCAAGAAAAAGUGUUGUCAGCACAGAUCGGCAAUACACAAUGUCCCCUUAUUCAUCUUGAUGGGGAAAAUGUUGCAAUCAAGAUCUAUAAUAUUUCUGUUUCUGCAAGUAGUGGAACAAAUGUGGUUUUUGCAACAAAAGAAAGCAUGUUGGGAACAGUUAUUUUUGCGGGAUAUCCACCUGAUAUUCCUCAAAAACUGAAUUGUGAGACAUAUGACUUAAAAGAGAUCAUAUGUACGUGGGAUCCAGGAAGACCGACAGCAUUGGUGGGCCCACGUAAUACAAUUUACACUUUAUUUGAAAGUUUUUCAGGAAAAUAUGUUAGGUUUAAAAGAGUUGAAGUGUCCACGAAUGAAAGCUAUCAGUUAUUCUUUCCAAUGUUUCCAAAUCAAGAAAUAUAUAAUUUUACUCUGAAUGCUCGCAAUCCUCUGGGUCAAUCAGAAUCAACAAUUUUAGUUAACAUCACUGAAAAAGUUUAUCCCCAUACUCCUACUUCAAUCAAAGUGAAGGAUAUUAAUUCAACAGCUGUUAUACUUUCCUGGCAUUUACCAGGCAACUUUGCAAACAUUAAAUUGUUGUGUCAAAUUGAAAUUAACAAAACUAAUUCCGUACGAGAAGUGCGGAAUGUCACAAUAAAAGGAGUAGGAAAUUCAAAUUAUCCUGUUGCUGUGGACAAGUUAAAUCCAUAUACUAUGUAUAGCUUUCGGAUUCGUUGUUCUAGUGAAACUUUCUGGAAAUGGAGUAAAUGGAGCAAUGGAAAACAAUAUUUAACCACAGAAGCCAGUCCUUCAAAGGGACCAGAUACUUGGAGAGAGUGGAGUUCUGAUGGGAAAAACUUAAUAAUAUAUUGGAAGCCUUUACCCAUUAAUGAAGCUAAUGGAAAAAUACUCUUCUAUAAUGUAUCAUGUUCAUCAGAUGAGAAAACACAGUCCCUUUCUGAGAUCCCUGAUCCUCAACACAAGGCAGAAAUACAGCUUGAUAAAAAUGACUACAUUAUCAGCGUGGUGGCAAAAAAUUCUGUUGGCUCAUCACCACCUUCUAAAAUAGCUAGUAUGGAAAUUCCAAAUGAUGAUCUCAAAAUAGAGCAAGCUGUUGGAAUGGGAAAUGGGAUUCUCCUCACCUGGAAUUACGAUCCCAACAUGACUUGCGACUAUGUUAUUAAAUGGUGUAACUCAUCUCAGUCUAAGCCCUGCCUUAUGGACUGGAAAAAAGUCCCUUCAAACAGCACCCAAACCGUAAUAGAAUCUGAUCAGUUUCGACCAGGUGUAAGAUACAGUAUUUUCCUGUAUGGGUGCAGAAAUCAAGGAUAUCAAUUAUUACGUUCUGUAAUUGGAUAUAUAGAAGAAUUGGCUCCAAUUGUUGCACCAGAUUUUACUGUUGAGGAUACAUCUGCAGAUUCCAUAUUAGUAAAAUGGGAAGACAUUCCUGUGGAAGAACUUAGAGGCUUUUUAAGAGGAUAUUUAUUUUACUUUGAAAAAGGAGAGAGAGACACAUCUAAGAUGAGGGGUUUGGAAUCUGGUCGUUCUGAUGUAAAGAUAAAAAAUAUUACUGACAUAUCCCAGAAGACACUGAGAAUUGCUGAUCUUCAAGGGAAAACAAGUUACCAUCUUGUCUUGCGAGCCUAUACAAAUGGUGGAAUGGGCCCAGAGAAGAGCAUGUUUGUGGUGACAAAGGAAAAUUCCGUGGGAUUGAUCAUUGCCAUCCUCAUCCCAGUGGCAGUGGCUGUCGUCGUUGGAGUGGUAACCAGUAUCCUUUGCUAUCGGAAACGAGAAUGGAUUAAAGAAACCUUCUACCCUGAUAUUCCAAAUCCAGAAAAUUGUAAAGCAUUACAGUUUCAAAAAAGUGUCUGUGAGGGAAACAGUGCUCUUAAAACACUGGAAAUGAAUCCAUGUACCCCCAAUACUGUCGAGGUUCUGGAAACUCGAACCACGGUUCCUAAAAUAGAAGAUACAGAAAUAAUUUCCCCAGUAGCUGAGCGACCAGAGGAUCGCUGUGAUGCAGAACCCGAAAACCACGUGGUUGUGUCCUAUUGUCCACCGGUCAUUGAGGAGGAAAUACCAAACCCAGGAGCAGAUGAUACCGCAGGGACCUCGCAAGUCAUUUACAUCGAUAUCCAGUCCAUGUAUCAGCCCCAGGCAAAGCCCGAGGAAGAACAAGAACCCGACACUGUGGGAGGGGCAGGCUAUAAGCCACAGAUGCACCUGCCCGUUACUUCCACUGUGGAAGACGCAGCUGCAGAAGACGACUUAGACAAAACUGCAGGUUACCGACCGCAGGCCAAUGUCAAUACAUGGAACUUGGUAUCUCCAGACUCUCCCAGAUCCACAGACAGCAACAGUGAAAUUGUAUCUUUUGGAAGCCCAUGCUCCAUUAACUCCCGACAGUUUUUGAUUCCUCCUAAGGAUGAAGACUCUCCUAAAUCUAAUGGAGGGGGGUGGUCCUUUACAAACUUUUUCCAGAACAAACCCAACGAUUAACAGUGUCACCUGUCACUUCCGUCUGCCAUCUCAAUAAGCUCUCAUUGCUAGUGUUGCCGCAUCAGCACUGGGCAUCUCGGAGGGAUCCUGUGAAGUACUGUUAGUGAGGUGGACUUCACUACAUGCAAGUUACACUAAAAGUGUUAAUGUGCUUUUAAUGUAGUCUAAAAGCCAAAGAGUAGUAACACCGAAAUUCAAUCCACACAACUCAAGAUUUGGAGCUAUUGGUGAUUCGAGCCAAAGAAUUCUCACGUCCUCUACCUUCAAGAAGCACUUCGAGCCUAAUUCUGUCCAGUCCAUACGUGCAGAACAAAUCCCCCAGCCGCUGUGUUCUGUUCUGUCAUUAAUGGUUUUCUCAUAUGUAUACUUUAUGGAAUUGCAAGCAGAUUUGCAGGCAAGGGCAAAAAAUGUCAAAGUAACAUGAUGAUGUUGAUUUGCCUGACAUUUGCUUCAUUGGAUGAAAACCAAGCACAGAUUUUAAAACUUUUAACACUAUUCUCCUCUGUCCACAGCACUUAUAAAAGUUAAUAUAAUUUUUAAUGUAGUGACAGCUAUUUAGUGUUUUGUUUGAUAAAGUAUGCUGAUUUCUGGGCCUACUGUAUAAUGGUAAUCCAACAGUUCUCAGGGGUGCAAACUUGGAAAACGAGCGUGACACUGAGCAGCCCAAAUCACAAUUGUCUUUUCUGGCUUUGGUAGGUUUUUCAAACCUCUCUGUUAUUUUUUAACGUUUAUGCCAGCUUCCCAUAUCACAGUUGGUUGCCCUAAUAUUUAAAACUUAAAUUUCUAAGACUAUAGAUCUAAGUUGUUUUUAAAAAGUCUGGGUUAUUUUUUGUUCCAGUGUCAGUUUUAUAAAUCCAUGAACAAACUCAAUAUUAUUCAUAAACAUGUAAUUCCAGUGACUUAUUGUUUGAGACGACCACUAAGCAAUGUCUGGCUGCAUUCGCUGUCUGUGUAGUUCUCACUGGCUUCGGUUCUUCCUGAGAGGGCCGUGCCCUCCUUGACACCUUGCAGCAGAUGUCCCUCCUGACCGGUCAUCUUAGCUGUUCCUCUCUUAAAUGAUCAUCAGUCCAGACUGUCUGGUCCAGGCCUCAACAUUUUAAAUAUAAAUGAAACAGACAAUGCUUCUUACAGGAACAAUUAUUCAAGGGCUAUUUUAUAUGAAAUGUCAUAAAGUCGGUGUAAGUCAAUGGGCGGACUGUGGAAAGGUGGAGCAGUUGCUCCGUGAGCUGUCCAGAGCCGUGUCGCACAGCCUCCGCUGCCCACCCUUGGUUCUCAGAGGUGAUGUCAAGAAUGAAUGCGGGUCUUAGAAAAGCAGAUAAAAAACUACAAAAUAGAUCUUACAUUGUCCUUGCCCUCAGGUUGUCUAUGCAUUUUGUGCUUUGAUAGUUACGGCAAGAGAACUUAAAAAUUUGAGAUACCUGAAUAAGUCAAGAUAUACCUGUUUUGUUACCAGUUCUGUAAUUGUACAUAAUGGAUCAGGUUUUUUUUUUUUUCCUAGCUCAUAAAUAUCUUUAUAAAAACCAUGUUGUAGAUAAGCCACACGGUGACAAAGGACAAAAUCUAUAUAGGUACUUUGUUUAUGAAUCCAGAUUUUUACUGCUAGAAUUCAGCUAAAUUCCUGAGCUUCAUGAUACAUGGACAUGUGGAAUGAAAAUAGAAAUUUUCAACACUAAAACACGUAUCAAACCAAAGCCAUCACUAGCAAAGUUUUCUCUGUCAUCUAAUUUCUCCUCUUGGGCUCCUUUCUUAGCUUCCUUCCACCCGACUCACUCAGACCUGGGGCUGCCUUCUCUCCCUGCCGAAGCCUGUCUUCACAGCAUCCCUCUUGCCCCCAUGCUUUGUUACCAUACAGGUUCUUGACUUCAUCUCUCUAAGAUAAGGAUACAUGUUGGCUAAGGUAAAGAUAAGUUGGUCUAAAUUACACUAAACUGAGAUCAUGGGAAAAGACUGUGUGAUCUCUGUCAACACUAUAUAUUUCAACUGUGACCAUCUGGAUCCUGUGCCCUUCUAUGUGACGACUCAUUUCUUUGGCUAAUGGUGACUGUCACUGGGGCUCUUGAGUCCUCUCACUCUGUCCAAGACUUCACUGCUUGUUCUGUAUGGAAAAGGUUGAGUGCUAUUCACCUGUCCCCUGCUUCUGAAGGUCCAUCCACAACAAUCACUAGGUUAAUCAGAAGCAGAGUAACGUUCUUAGUCUGGCAAGCUUCUUAUAACUCGCUGUACGCUUGGAAGAAUGUGGUUUAGGUCUGAGUCCAAAGCAGGUUCCUUAUUGUUCCCACUGAACUGAAGACAGCCGAGACCCACUGUGCUGAUCGGAAGUGACUGCCUCCCAACCCCUGCCCCACCUGGGCAUAUGGUGGCAGCCUAAACAGGGCAGUGAAGAGGGAGAGGUAGAGAGAGAAGACAGCCUUUGUCACAUACCCUGUUGUUUGUGGCAUUGGAGACACUGUCAGUGUUAAAGGCGGUCUCAUGUGGUCAUGCUCUGUCCGGUCACAUUAGUUCCUCUCCCUGGGGGAGGAGUAACUAAAGGCUUGUUGGAAGGGGCGGCUAGAUGGGUUCCGUCCAUCCCUUCCUGCCUAGGAAGAGGACUGGGGAAAUCUUUCUUUCCUCAACUAAAGCCCAAUCAUUGGCUAGAAAAUCCCAAAUGUCUGAACUGGAAUUCUGUUCCACUUUGUAUGUUGAGUAGUACUACAUUACUACGUACAGAACACAUUUACACAUCCCUUAUAAACCAAUUUCAAGUCAAGCUUCCCUUGUGAGGAAUGGAGACUCUGGUAGUCAUUACGACUAUUUCUCUUGUGAGUGGCCCUCUUAAAGAAAUAACAUUUCAUAUAAAAAUAUUCUUAGAAGACUUAGCUAGGCUUUUAACAUUAGAUAGUCCUUUUACAUUAUGUAUUGCAUGGAUUAGUACCCAUAUACAGUUGAAGUCUUCAUGUGUUGAACCUAUAGAAGCCUGGAUCUGAGAUUGUGGCCCUGGCUCUCUGGAUAGUUGAAUCGUGUGUUUAUGUGCUUGAGUGAUAGCGGGGCUGUGAUCCUGCACCUCAGACCCAGAAGCAGCCAUUU
Rhinolophus ferrumequinum (greater horseshoe bat) is the source of this 6695-nucleotide messenger RNA. It is a transcript of the gene LIFR, whose product is annotated as LIF receptor subunit alpha. Bases 333 to 3632 code for a protein of 1099 amino acids. Gene Ontology annotation, cellular component: membrane; external side of plasma membrane; signaling receptor complex. The record is from RefSeq and is a predicted model, not a curated record. Gene Ontology annotation, molecular function: cytokine binding; leukemia inhibitory factor receptor activity; oncostatin-M receptor activity. The transcript has 20 exons. Gene Ontology annotation, biological process: positive regulation of cell population proliferation; cytokine-mediated signaling pathway. NCBI's taxonomy places the organism in Eukaryota, Metazoa, Chordata, Mammalia, Chiroptera, Rhinolophidae.